UGCUGGUGUGUGUGUGCACUCUCUAUCUCAUCCACUCACAACAAGGACUAAGAGACCUGACUUCUUCUUCUCCCUGAGACUUUUAUCAAACUUCUUAAACUCUCCGGACACUUUCUGUAUUUUUCUGAUCGGGUUGUGUUCGCCGUCUCUCCAUGAUGGGUUCGUUUAUCGCCAAGAUGCUGCUCCCGACCGUCAGCAGCCUGGUGUUCCUGCCUACAGCCAGCGUGGCCGCCAAGAGGGGCUUCCACAUGGAGGCCAUGGUCUACUUCUUCACCAUGUUCUUCACUGCGAUCUAUCACGCCUGUGACGGUCCCGGUCUCUCCAUCCUGUGUUUCAUGAAGUAUGACAUCUUGGAGUACUUCAGUGUUUACGGCACGGCUCUGUCCAUGUGGGUCACCCUCAUAGCUCUGGGAGACUUUGAUGAACCUCAGCGCUCCAGCAUCACCAUGUUUGGAGUUUUGUCGAUCGCUCUGAGGAUCUACCAGGACCGCUGGGGCUACGGGAUCUUCUCUGGACCGAUCGGAUCCGCUGUCUUCAUCAUCACUGUGAAAUGGCUGCAGAAGAUGAAGCAGCUGAGGGCGGUGUACCCGGAGAAGAAGGUGUACACUCAGCAGGUCGGUCCAGGCUGCUGCUUCGGGGCUCUCGCUCUGAUGCUGCGCUUCUACUUUGAGGAGUGGGACUACGCGUACGUCCACAGCUUCUACCAUCUGUCUCUGGCCGUGUCCUUCAUCCUGCUGCUGCCAAAGAAGAACCGCUACGCAGGAACGGGACAGAACGCCGCCAAGCUCAGCUGCUUCGCUCUCUGCUGCUGUUCCAUCUCCCCCGGUACGUCUAAAGACAAGACGGACAAGUCCAAGAAGAAGAAGUCGUCUCGCUCCGUGUGGACAAUCCCCACGGAGAAGCUGCUGACCCGAGGCUGCAGCACCCCCACCCUGCCCCUCUUCAACCCCCCACCCUCCACCCCUAUCAAAGGGACCAGCAUCAGCAAGCUGAAAGAGAUGAACGGCUGGAAGUGAACCCCGACGCAUUACUGUCAGCCGCUCCGAUGUAGGAGGACUUCCUCCUGGAGAACAGACGGAGGGGAAAUGGGAAAAUGACCAAAUAACUGUCAGCCAAUAAACUGAUAAACUUGUUAUGUGGCUGGUAAGUUAAUCUACUCCAGCAGGAAACCAACCAUCAUGUGGACGUUCCUUUCUACUCCAAGAAUCCUUUUUGGCCCGGAGAAUAUUUAAGAUCAGCCGCGACCCGUCCAACGACAGCCGGGUGAAUAAACAGAACGCCGGGAUGUGGUUCGGAGGUUUAAGGACACGAAGGAGAGGUGAACCAGGACUCGGGUGCCCUCAAAGACCCGGCGAGGACAGGCAGCACAGCACCAAAGAACACACACAGCACGGACGGGGAGACGGCGGAUGAGACGAGCUAGUAAAACUGACCGGAGGAUUUAUGAGGAGAACAAACAGGCAGAUGGUUUAUCUCUCCAGAAUAUAUAAAUUGUCUUUAGAAAUGUUUCUCAGGGGAGACCUUUCGUCUGCUCGCCUCCGUCUCCGCUCCGUCCCCCCCUCCGCCUCUCUUCCCCGUCUCUCUCAGGGAGAGGAACCACGCGGCAAAAUCUGUUUAUGAGAACUACAAGGCUGUAUGCGUUUUACGGCUUUAUGCGUCCUCGGGGCGCCAAAUGUGUCGUGUGGAACAUCAAACUUUGGAGCGACGGCCCAGAUGUCCGUCUGUAAUCCGCCCGAAGCAUCGUGAUGAGUGUCUGGAUCAGCAGGUGGACUCCUCCGUCUGUAAAGUCUGGGUCUCUGGUGGAGCAGGUCUGGCUUUGAGUGCGUCCCUGAUGUGCACUCUGCAGACUCUUUAGUGUUCCUGUUGAAAGCUUUUAUAAAUAUGUUGUUAUUUAUUGCAGAAUGGAAAAUGUACAGUCCGUCUUUAAUCUGUGUUUUUAUUAAUUUUGUA
Molecule: messenger RNA, 1950 nt
Organism: Notolabrus celidotus (New Zealand spotty)
Lineage: Eukaryota; Metazoa; Chordata; Actinopteri; Labriformes; Labridae
Gene: mymk
Product: myomaker, myoblast fusion factor
Exons: 6
Coding region: 153-1016 (287 amino acids)
Cellular component (GO): plasma membrane
Source: RefSeq, a predicted model, not a curated record